AGUUUGAGAGCUAAUCUCUCCGUGAAUUUUUCUCGAGAAGAAAAAAGAAAAAGGUUGAAACUUUGGUGGUCUGUGUGGUCAACAUUUUGGUUUGGUUGAGUGCACGCACCGACGUCAAUUGCAUUAAAGCUUCUUUUUGUCAAAAAAAUGGAUCUGGCCGUAAUCAUUAUCACCAACUCUUCUCUCCUUUAGUGCUGCCUCCUCUUUUCUCAAAACGUGUAAACAUCUGAAGUCUUAAUUGAAUUGGUCUUUGUUCUUCUGGGAAAUUGCAUCAAAGUCAGCUCCAAAGUUCUAGACUUUCGAUCAGGGUUGUUGAUUUUUCUGGUCAAAGUUUCGAUCUUGAUCGAACUGAAAGAGCUAUAUAAAGUCGUGUUACUACUACUAUUGCAUUUGGGCAAUUUGAUCUCUUUUUGGGAGUAUCUGAUGAAAUGAGAAGCAGUAGAUAUGCUUGGAGGAGGAGGAGGAAUGGGUAAUUGGCAUUAUUGGGCUCGUUUAGUUUUAUGGUUGAUUCUGAUCUCUGGGUUCUUGGUGUUAACCUUGGAAGAUUAUUCAGAAAAAGAUGAGGCUUUUCUUACUCAAAUAGUGCCUCCUUCAGCAAGGAAGGUCAAUGAACAUAUGGUAGAAUCAUCAUGGACGCAGCGUUGUUGGCAAGAUUCAGAUUGUGUGAAGGAAGCUGUUGCGGUAUUCAAUUUAUGUUUACCAUCAUCAUCAAAGGAUAACUGGGACCUAUUCGGUUUCAAGCAUUCUCACCUGAAGCAGACUCUUCUUGGUUGUAUCCAAGAACAUGCUAAGUUGAAUGGCCAUAACCUCCAGUAUCUCAAGCUCUUACCAUCUCUGCUUGAUACUCCAAGGAGAAAUCUAGCUUCUAGACCUCUCUCCCUUUCUCCUUCCCCUUCCCCUUCCCUUGCUCCUAAGCGCAGUCGAGGCCCACCUACUCGAUCAAGAUCCCCAUCUCCCCGUAAUUCCUUUUUUCCACCAUCAAGUUCUCCACCUCCUGCUAAGAAAAGCGGUUCUAUAAAUUCAACUUCUGGACCAGCUUCAUCUCCUAAAACAAAACAGGAACAUGAGAAAACAAUCAUCAUAGCGGUUGUUGCCACUGCGGUUUCAACGUUUCUGCUUGCUGCAUUGCUCUUCUUGUGUUGCACCAGGGUUUGUGGAAAGGGUUCAGGAGGCCGGAAAAAUGAUGAACGGCCUCUUCUCAGUUUAAGCAGUAGCGAUCACUCCGUUGGUUCUUCCAUAAACUAUGGUGGUUCUAUAAAAGGCAAUCAAUCCUAUAACAUUUACUCAAACCAAGGAAAGAUUUCAUCUUUCGAUGGAAGCAACUCCGACACUUCUGAUUCCUUAGAGGAAAGGCUAUCACACGAAGGAGUGCGUAAUAAUAAUAGUAUUAACGGCAGUCACGGGGGGCUUCCUCCUUUGAAGCCUCCACCUGGAAGAACAUCUUAUGCACAUUUAGGGAAGCCUCCUUCUGGAAAAGUUGAGCCUCUUCCACAUGAACCACCCAAGUUUCUCAAAGUAACCUCACACAAGGGUCCUGCUCAUCCUCAGCCGCUAGUUCCACCACCGCCCAUGCCAUCUUCUGCUGGUCCUCCACGACCACCUCCUCUAGCUCCUCCACCUGGUGGUUCUGGUGGCCCUAAGCCACCUCCUCCUCCUGGUGGUUCUAGUGGGCCUAAGCCACCUCCUCCUCCUGGUGGUUCUGGUGGUCCUAAGCCACCUCCUCCUCCUGGACCAAAAGGACCUCGUCCACCUCCACCGAUGAGUCUUGGUCCAAAAGCUCCUCGACCGUCUUCUGGACCAGCAAAAUCAUCAGAUGAUGAUAAUGGUGCUCCCAAAACAAAGCUGAAGCCAUUUUUCUGGGAUAAAGUACAAGCAAACCCUGAACAUUCAAUGGUUUGGAAUGAUAUAAGAUCAGGGUCCUUCCAGUUCAAUGAAGAGAUGAUAGAGUCGUUAUUUGGAUAUGCAGCUGCAGACAAGAAUAAAAACGACAAGAAGGGAGCCUCUGGACAAACUGCACCACAGUUCGUUCAGAUUCUUGAACCAAAGAAAGGACAAAACCUAUCGAUUCUCUUGCGUGCUUUGAAUGUGACUACUGAAGAAGUGUGUGAUGCACUUCGUGAAGGGAAUGAGCUUCCUGCAGAAUUCAUUCAGACUCUGCUAAAGAUGGCGCCAACACCUGAAGAAGAGCUAAAGCUUAGAUUGUACUGUGGUGAAAUAGCUCAGCUGGGAACAGCUGAACGAUUCCUGAAAGCAGUAGUUGAUAUUCCUUUCGCUUUCAAGCGUCUAGAGGCACUUCUGUUUAUGUGUACACUUUAUGAAGAAAUUGCCUUUGUAAAAGAAUCGUUUCAGACAUUGGAGGUUGCUUGUCAAGAACUUAGAGGAAGUAGGCUGUUCCUGAAGCUCCUAGAGGCGGUUCUCAAGACCGGAAAUCGAAUGAACGAUGGUACAUUUAGGGGUGGGGCUCAAGCAUUUAAGCUGGACACUCUUUUGAAAUUAGCAGAUGUGAAAGGAACCGAUGGGAAAACAACGCUGCUCCAAUUCGUUAUUCAAGAGAUAAUCAGAACAGAAGGAAGGAGAGCCGCGCGUGCCAUCAGAGAGAGCCAAAGCUUCUCUAGUGUCAAAACAGAGGAUCUAAUGGCAGAGGAAGCCUCUGAAGAGAUGGAGGAAGAGAACUACCGCAGUCUUGGACUUCAGAAAGUCUCAGGCCUUAGCGGUGAGCUACAACAUGUGAAGAAAUCAGCAAACAUCGAUGCUGAUGGUUUGACAGGGACCGUUCUGAAAAUGGGUCAUGCCUUGUCGAAAGCCAAAGACUUUGUCAACUCAGAGAUGAAGAGCUCAGGUGAGGAGAGUGGGUUUCGUGAAGCGCUUGAAGAUUUCAUUCAAAACGCCGAAGGAAGGAUUGUGUCGAUUCUAGAGGAAGAGAAGAGGAUAAUGGCUCUGGUGAAGAGCACAGGGGACUACUUCCAUGGGAAAGCAGGGAAAGACGAAGGGUUGCGUUUGUUUGUGAUUGUACGCGAUUUCUUGAUAAUCUUGGAUAAGAUCUGCAAAGAGGUAAAAGGAAGACCGGUGAAGAUUGCGAGGAAACAGGGUUCGACAGCCUCAGCUUCUUCUGAAACUCCAAGACAACCACCGUCGUUAGAUCCUAAACAGAAGCUGUUUCCAGCUAUUACAGAGAGACGAAUGGAUCAGUCUAGUUCAGAUUCAGACUAAAAAAACACAAUCUUGGGUUUUGUUACUUGUUAGGACGUAAAAAAUCCUCUGCGGUUUUGCUGAUUAGCUUCUGGUCGUUUGGUCACAGUUGCAGAGACGUCUGGUUAACUGAUGAUGAGAUGAACAAAUCACAAAAGAGCGUUUGAGGUGAAAAGCUGGUACUGACAUUCUCGGCCUUAGUUUUAGAACAGAGAGUCACACUUCUUGAUUCUUGUUGGCUUGUAGAAUAGUACUCCUUGUGUGUUUGCUUUUGUAACAUUAUUAUCAGUUACACAUUAUUAUUCAUUUUGACUUGAAACUAAAGCAACCAAACUUUUAAAUUAAUGAUAAAUUGCAGAAAGCUUCA
Messenger RNA from Raphanus sativus (radish), 3556 nucleotides. Its product is annotated as formin-like protein 5. The transcript has 6 exons. Gene Ontology annotation, molecular function: actin filament binding. NCBI's taxonomy places the organism in Eukaryota, Viridiplantae, Streptophyta, Magnoliopsida, Brassicales, Brassicaceae. Gene Ontology annotation, biological process: actin nucleation; actin cytoskeleton organization. Bases 445 to 3210 code for a protein of 921 amino acids. The record is from RefSeq and is a predicted model, not a curated record.